Molecule: messenger RNA, 982 nt
Organism: Eurypyga helias (sunbittern)
Lineage: Eukaryota; Metazoa; Chordata; Aves; Eurypygiformes; Eurypygidae
Gene: DTWD1
Product: DTW domain containing 1
Exons: 4
Coding region: 1-924 (307 amino acids)
Biological process (GO): tRNA modification
Cellular component (GO): nucleus
Molecular function (GO): tRNA-uridine aminocarboxypropyltransferase activity
Source: RefSeq, a predicted model, not a curated record
AUGUCUUUAAAUUCACCUGCACUUUUACAUGACGAAAACUCUCAAGGACCAAAAGGAAAUACUGAAUGUUUGGAAGGUCUGGAAUUGCAGACUCCAGCCUCGUUUCAAGAUAACCCACUUCAGCAAUUGCAGUUAGCAUCACAGGAAGUACUGGAAAAGGCGAAAAGGAGCGGGAGAUCAAAAUGCCCCCGAUGCAGCAGCUCAAGGAUGUUUUAUUGUUAUACAUGCUUUGUUCCGGUUGAAACCGUCCCUACCAAAGAAAUUCCGACUGUGAAGCUACCUUUGAAGAUUGACAUUAUUAAACACCCGAAUGAAACGGAUGGCAAAAGCACUGCUGUGCACGCUAAGCUCCUGGCACCUGACGAUGUUACAAUUUAUAAAUACCCUUGCAUUCCAGAGUAUGAAGAAAAAAGACAUGAAAUAGCACUUAUCUUUCCUGGCCCCAAUUCGGUGGCAGUAAAAGAUAUUGCUUCCCAUCUCCAGAAAUACAGUAAGAAGGGUGUUUGUGGUAAUCACGAUGACUGCUCCGGAGAGCCGUUUCUUAAGCAGGCAAAAAUAGAACCUAAAGAAGAAACAAAUCUAAACGAAUGUGUCUCAAGCAACAGGAAUGAAGGCACCAGCCUGAAGAAGAUAAUAUUUAUUGACAGUACGUGGAAUCAGACUAACAAAAUAAUAACUGAUGAACGACUUCAAGGGUUGCUGCAAAUUGAGUUGAAGACGAGGAAAACUUGCUUUUGGCGUCACCAGAAGGGAAAGCCAGAUACUUACCUUUCCACAAUAGAAGCGAUUUAUUAUUUCCUUGUGGACUAUCAUCAGGAGGUUCUGAAAGAGACGUACCAAGGACAAUAUGAUAAUCUCCUUUUUUUCUUUUCAUUUAUGUACACGUUGAUUAAAAAUGCCAAGUGUUGUGCAGGAAAAGAGUAAGAUACCUGUCUAGAGGUAAGUUUCACUACACUGUAAUCUGUUUCUUUUGUAAUGAUAA